Molecule: messenger RNA, 1774 nt
Organism: Mercenaria mercenaria
Lineage: Eukaryota; Metazoa; Mollusca; Bivalvia; Venerida; Veneridae
Product: bifunctional arginine demethylase and lysyl-hydroxylase JMJD6-like
Exons: 10
Coding region: 158-1768 (536 amino acids)
Biological process (GO): protein hydroxylation; positive regulation of translational termination; negative regulation of gene expression
Cellular component (GO): cytoplasm; nucleus
Molecular function (GO): histone H4R3 demethylase activity; sequence-specific DNA binding
Source: RefSeq, a predicted model, not a curated record
GAUGGCGGAGGAAGACCCCAGGUGCCCCUCCAUGAAUUAUUCCAGGAAGAACCACCGACCUUCCUUAAGCCAGCUGGAUGGCUCCCUCACAUUCACAUGGAGAAUUGAACACCUUGACUUGAGUGAGGCUUGAAUCCAUGUACAUAGGAACAUUAAGAUGGAACCAACAGAUACUGUGACUGAUGCAGAAAUAAUUGAGGCAAUUAAUGAGUGGCCUGUGACUGACGGAAAUGAAAACAUGUAUACGUCACCAACAAGCAGGAUCCACAAUCCAGCAUCUGUAUCUAGCUUCUUUCUCAGAAAUGUUGGUAAAGUGAAGAAGGUUGCAGAGAAGCCUGUGUAUGAUGAUGCAGAGGAAGAUCUGGCUGACGUUGCCCUGGCUAAAUGGUGGAGAAAGACAGGCAAAUAUUUGAUGGAGUCUGAUAGUGUACCUACCAGCAGUAACCCAAACACAAUCAUAAACUUUAUAACUGGAACAGAUGAAGGUCUUCAUUUUAUAAAGACAGAGAUAUCUCGGUUAAGAGAGAAGAUAUCUAAAGGAUGUAAGAGUGCAAAUGCCUCUUCAGCUCUGUCGUCCUACUAUGAGAAAAUAGGCAACCUCAGUUUGGCUAAAAUGCAUUUAGAAUCAGCAAGGGACAAAAAUCCACAAGACAAAGAGCUUGAAUGGCGUUUCAAGCGUCUGAAGAGAGCAGUACAUUAUAGACAGAAGCAAGAAGAAAUACUAUCUCAGUUAGAUUACAGCUCGGCUUCAGUACAGUCACUGCCUGCAACAAAACAGGUUGAAAGAGUUCCUGCGGACAGUUUGUCAUUUAAAGAUUUCUUUUACAAAUAUGAAUUAACAAGUACACCAGUUGUGAUAACAGGGCUAGUGGACAAAAUGACCACAGUACCUUGGACCCUUCAACAUAUCUCAGAUGUUGCAGGUAACUGUUCAGUAACUUUGAAGAAAUGUAUCAAAGACUCGGUACAGUGGGCUCGCCUUGAAGAUGCAACAACCAUGAAGGUCAAGGAUUUUAUUUCCAGUCUCCAUAGUAACCUGUCACAUGAUCAGGAUAAAUUGUACUUGUUUGAUUGGAAUAUACCAUUACAUUGUCAGGAGUUAGCAGCUGAAUUGAAAAUUCCAAAAUAUUUUGCAGGUGAUUUUUUGCAGCGGACGGCCCAGGGAUCUCUUUACAAAGACAGUUGGCCUAGUCUUUUUAUAGCACCUGCUGGUUUAACCAGUGAACUGCAUGUUGAUGCUUUUGGUUCUAACUUCUGGAUGGCGCUGUUUGAGGGCAGCAAAAGAUGGGUAUUUUUUGACAAGGAUGACGUGGCAAUGCUGUAUCCAAUGUUUAGCCAUCCAUGGUCAACAGAUCCAGUAUUCCAAGUAGAUCUGCAGAAUCCAGACUUAAAACAACAUCCACUACUAUCCCUAACACAACCCAUAGAGUGUGUUCUCCAGCCAGGUGAGCUGUUGUUUGUACCAGCUGGUUGUCCACACAGAGUUGAGAAUCUGGAAACUUCCCUUGCCAUCUCUGGGAAUUUUGUUGACCUUUCAAACUUUCACCUUGUUAAAGAGGAAUUAACUGUUACAUCAUUAAUUGAUGAACGAUCAGCAGAACUACUCAAGCAGUUUAGUGAUCCAGAUUUUAAAUCAAAUAUGUGCAGUGACAUUGAUCAUUUAUCUUGGGAACAAUUUAAAACGUGGCCAGCAGAAGAUUACGAAAAAUUUGAUAUUAAACCACAAAUAGUAGAAGAGGGAAGAAAAACAUUAUUGAAUAAAAGAUAAAAGAUA